This is a messenger RNA of Protobothrops mucrosquamatus (brown spotted pit viper), 318 nucleotides long. It is a transcript of the gene TMEM91, whose product is annotated as transmembrane protein 91. The record is from RefSeq and is a predicted model, not a curated record. Gene Ontology annotation, cellular component: membrane; intracellular membrane-bounded organelle. Bases 1 to 318 code for a protein of 105 amino acids. Lineage: Eukaryota; Metazoa; Chordata; Lepidosauria; Squamata; Viperidae. The transcript is spliced from 3 exons.
AUGUCGUUGCAUGAGAAUGACUCCUCAAGUGACAGCGACACAGAGAGCGAAAACAGCUUCUCCAUGUUGCAGCCUCAAGAUUAUCUGGGCCUCGCGGUUUUCUCCAUGUUGUGCUGCUUCUGGCCACUAGGCAUCGCUGCCUUCUACCUGUCGCAAAAGACCAACAAAGCUUCAGCCAUGGGCGAUUACCCCCGAGCGUGGACCGCCUCCCGUCAAACCUUUGCCCUGGCUGUCUUGUCCAUCAUCCUGGGCAUUUGCACCUACAUCGGCGCGGUGGUGGCCCUCAUCGCCUAUCUCUCCAACAAGGCCCCCACCUAA